Messenger RNA from Nematolebias whitei (Rio pearlfish), 1340 nucleotides. RefSeq names its product ribonuclease P/MRP 40 subunit (gene rpp40). Gene Ontology annotation, molecular function: ribonuclease MRP activity; ribonuclease P activity. Gene Ontology annotation, biological process: tRNA 5'-leader removal; endonucleolytic cleavage in ITS1 to separate SSU-rRNA from 5.8S rRNA and LSU-rRNA from tricistronic rRNA transcript (SSU-rRNA, 5.8S rRNA, LSU-rRNA); tRNA 3'-end processing. The record is from RefSeq and is a predicted model, not a curated record. Lineage: Eukaryota; Metazoa; Chordata; Actinopteri; Cyprinodontiformes; Rivulidae. Gene Ontology annotation, cellular component: ribonuclease MRP complex; multimeric ribonuclease P complex.
GCAGUGUGUACGGUCUGUCGUUCAGGACUCGGAUCGAUGAGGAUAAUUGUAUUGCUUUGAUGCCCAAUGGACGCCUGAUUCUAUCUUUGGACAAAGACUCGUUUGAGUUGUUGGGGUUUGAGGGGAAACCGUCCAGAUUGGACCACAGAAGCUGCAGCAGAUUCGUGGUUUCUGUGGACUUGACAGACAGUAGCAUGGCUCCGGGCGGGCGGGGCUAUCAAAGACUCCUGACGGGUUUGAAGUCCCGCCUUCAGAUCAAGAAUGACUUUCUGCUGUCACAUCAUCCAGGGGGUAGGGCCUCCUUGCAGCCCCUCCUGUCGCGUUACGAUUGGUCCGAACACAGACCCAAAGUCAGCUGUCGCCGUCUGACUGACUUGACCUGCCCUGCCCCCCAGUCAUGUGACCCCCACACUCUCCUGGAGUGGCUUGGGAUUGUGGAGACAGACGUCAGCAGUCAGAACUCAUCCAGCAGCUUCCUGUCUUCGUUUGUCUGCCCUGAAACCGAUGCCAUGUUGAGUUGUGCUCUGAGCGUGUCUAUUAGCGGCCUGCUGCUGCCGCAGGACGUGCAGCGCCUCAUUCAAGAACUCAGGUGUUAUCUUCAGCAGCCUCAGACGGAGUCCUGGGUGUCCCUGACGGUUCACGGCUUUACAGACAGUCCGGUCUCUUGGGGGGACAGCGAGCAUGGCGUCCUGACUGGAGGACAUAACUUCUUCACUCUGUUGAUGUUCCAUGACCAUACCUACCGCCUCUACCUCUCUACGGAGACGCUCCACACCUGUCCACCCUGAGGCCUAGUCCCCGGGACGUGGUCAGAGGUCGGGGUUUGGCUGUGAGGAUCUGUUGGAUCAUAACCUGCAGCUGUUGGACACUGGCUCAGAAGUUCCAGAACUUUACCAGAAGACAUGUGGACCCAUCCAAAAACUGAGCAGAGAACUAAGGCUGCUUGAGGUCCUAAGGAGACUCCUUGCAGACCCUCUGUGUCUCUUCAGGAUCCCUCUUGUGUCUCUGCUGUCUGUUCUUGUGGACCCUCUGUGUCUCUUAAAGACCCCUCUGUGUCUCAUUAGGGCCCCAUGAGCUGUUCCUGAUACAUAUUUGACUGAUGUUGCUUUGGAAACAGAUUAGACCUUUAAUCACGUAGUAAACAUGUUAGGUUGUAAAAUAUUUGUAUUCGCUGUAGCACCUCAGAGCAAACAGGAAGUCAAAAACAACUGCUUCCUGUCUGAGCUGCUCCAAGUUCUGGUUCUGAGUUUUGUAUGCAAGAAGCUUAACCCGUUUCGGUUUGUUGAUAUUUCUUGAUCAUUGUUCAUUUUGUUACAUCAAAAUAAAAACAAAUUAAAGGG